AUUUCCGGAUUUUUGCUAUUUUUUGGGUGAUUUUUUUUAUAUUUUAAUUCCAUAAAACCCGAAAAAAGAGAGAAUUUUUGUUGGUAAUUUCUGAGGGGAAGACGUAUUUUGUGAUGAGAAUAUGAAUUUCGUUUGCUUUUUUGUAGGAUCUUGCCUUGGAUUUCGAAAAAAUCAAUUUUUUCUACCUCUGUAAAUUAGGGUUCGUAACUUCUCUAGGUUCCUGUUAGGAUUUUGUAUUUCUUGUUUUCUGUACUAGAUUUUUGUUCGGGUUUCUGUUGCAGAGUCCUCUGAUUCUUCUUCUACUUCUCAGUGAAAGAACAAGUUUUUUCCUGUACUAGGGUUUAGGGCUUGUUUAGAGUGUGCUUAGGGUUUAAUAAAUAUCGGGUUUUGGGUUCUUCGAUGUUUCGUGUUUUGAGUUAUCUGCGGUUAAGUUUUUUAGUACAGUCACUGUUUUUAGAGGUUUUGUAACAAUUUCUUACAAAAGUCAGAGUCUAAAGGGAUUUUUCUCAACUUGGCAGCUAACAUUAGUAGCAGAGAAGCAUCUGAGCAUUUGGUUCUUGAAGGCAAUAUCAGGAAAGUUUGUUCUUUCGAGUUUACCGAAACAACCGCAGAAGAAACCCGAGUAGUAGGAAUUCUGGGUUUGUUCAUGGUCCAAUUUUCACAUUUAUCAAGUUCUUGUGAUAUCUAGGGGGUUUGUAUGGUGUAUAGGAAUCUCCUAUUCCAUGCAUGAUGUCCGGAUCUGAACCGGGAAUCAUGUCGGGUAGAGAAUCGUUCGGUGUCAGCAUUCAAAAAAGCCCAGUCCCUUCUCAGCCGUCGGGGAUACCGAACAUGAGAUUAGCUUUCAGUUCCGACGGGACAGCAGUGUACAAACCUGUUACAAGCAGCACUCCUUCCUACCAAACCAGCGGUGGAGGUUCUGGUGGUGAUAGCUCUGCCGGCGCGAUCGUCCAGCACGGCCUUAACAUGAACAUGGGGGAACCCAUGAAGCGGAAACGAGGAAGGCCCAGGAAGUAUGGCCCCGACGGAACCAUGGCUCUCGCAUUGACACCUACAUCACCCGGUGGCGGUGUCCCUGCCAGCGGCGGGUUUUCUUCCUCUUCGGCGGCCUCGCCAUCGUCGUCCAUAAAGAAAAAUAGGGGUCGACCACCAGGCUCGGGCAAGAAGCAGCAAAUGGCUGCACUGGGAUCAGCUGGUAUUGGAUUUACACCUCAUGUUAUCACGGUUAAAGCUGGAGAGGAUGUGUCGUCAAAAAUAAUGUCAUUUUCACAAAAUGGUCCACGGGCUGUGUGCAUUCUUUCAGCAAAUGGUGCUAUAUCUAAUGUAACACUGCGUCAAGCAGCAACAUCUGGUGGAACUGUAACUUAUGAGGGGCGAUUUGAAAUCCUGUCACUCUCUGGUUCUUUCCUUCUGUCAGAGAGUGGUGGUCAACGCAGCAGAACUGGUGGAUUGAGUGUUUCCCUUGCUGGUCCAGAUGGGCGUGUGUUAGGUGGUGGUGUGGCUGGGCUCUUGACUGCAGCAUCCCCUGUCCAGGUGGUGGUUGGAAGUUUUAUUGCAGAAGGGCGGAAAGAGUCAAAGGCAAUGAACCCAUCGGAACCACCAAAGAUUGGAGCGGGGGGUGGUGGGCCAACAGGAACAGGGGCUGGGAGUCCACCAUCCCGGGGCACCCUCAGUGAGUCCUCAGGUGGACCAGGAAGUCCCCUUAACCAGCAGAGUACAGGGGCAUGCAAUAAUAACAAUACACAGGGAAUGGCGAACAUGCUGUGGAAGUGAGAAGUAUCAAAAAACAUCAGCUUGUUUCCCACACUUUUGUGUAAUAGGAAUGUGAAAUGUGAUCCUCCGUUGUAUGUCAUAGCUUACUUCCACUGUUCCCCCCCAAUUUGUAAUUUAAUCCCAUGCUCUCUCUCUCCCUCUCUCUACUAACUUAUAUGUUAUGUAGCCCUGUAGCCAUGUAGCCAUGUAGCCUGUAGCCUGUAGGUGGCGCUGAGUUUAAUGGGGAAGGAUCGCUGGUGGCGACUGGCGAGCUUGUGUGUGUGAUGAUUCUAUCCUUCCCCCAUGGAAUGGAACGUUGUGUUGUUUCAGAUAUAUUAGAAUAAAAAAUGUGGUGAUUCAGAUUC
Messenger RNA from Nelumbo nucifera (sacred lotus), 2114 nucleotides. RefSeq names its product AT-hook motif nuclear-localized protein 10-like. NCBI's taxonomy places the organism in Eukaryota, Viridiplantae, Streptophyta, Magnoliopsida, Proteales, Nelumbonaceae. Gene Ontology annotation, molecular function: minor groove of adenine-thymine-rich DNA binding. The record is from RefSeq and is a predicted model, not a curated record.